Juglans regia (Persian walnut) is the source of this 1246-nucleotide messenger RNA. Its product is annotated as putative fasciclin-like arabinogalactan protein 20. Lineage: Eukaryota; Viridiplantae; Streptophyta; Magnoliopsida; Fagales; Juglandaceae. Bases 11 to 682 code for a protein of 223 amino acids. The record is from RefSeq and is a predicted model, not a curated record. The transcript has a single exon.
AUUUCCAUUAAUGGCUUCCCGAGUACACCUCCUCCUCUCUCUAAUUCUCUUCUCCCUCUUCUCUCUCUCCUCUCCGCUCUCCUCUGAGACCAUCUUCGAUGCCGUCAAGAUCCUUGCCGACUCCGGCUACGUCUCCAUGUCCCUAACUCUUGAGGCCAUCUCCAAAAGUACUCUCCUCACGAACUCUACCUCUCUCACCAUCUUCGCUCCCUCCGACCCCGCCUUCAUUCACUCCGGCCAGCCAUCUCUCUCCCUCCUCCAAUACCACUUCUCUCCUCUCCUUUCGCCCCUCCAAACUCUCAGAUCGCUUCCCAAUGCAGCCAAGAUCCCGACAUUGUUUGUGGGUCACUCGCUCACUGUCACCACGUCCCCUACUGAUGAUGGAAUUUCGUUAAACAACAUCAAGAUUACCCGGUCUCCCAUAUUUAAUCAGGGGUUCUUGGUUAUCUUCGGAGUCGACGAGUUCUUUCACCCGGAUUUUGAGGUUUCGGUGCCGGUAAAAAGCCCAGAGCCCAAUCUUGGAUGUGGGUUCCCAACGGCAAAUGAUACAACCAGUUUUUCAGGGACUAGUUCGUUUGGCAAAGUGAGUGGGCUCUUGGGGUGCAGUGGGUACUCUGUAAUGUCUGAGUUUCUUAAUGGUUUCUGCUUUUUCUGGCUAAGUGAUAUCUUGAUGGCUUCUUGAGUAUGGAAUUUCCUCAGUGCGGGAUCGAUGUUUGAUUACAAUUCUGUUCCCUUGCUCUGUUUAAGUGAUGUCAUUUGCUCUAACAAGUUAAACCCUUUGAAUGAGUUGAAACUCGGUAUCUGGCACUGUGAGAGGUACUUCUGAUUUGAUGGUUACUUUCUGUGCUUGUUCAGAAUUGCCUUCUUAAUUUGUUCUGUUCUUUCUUGUUAAACGAAAGAACUUUUAUUGAUGACGAGAUUGAGACGAUAAAGAAGGAAAGUUAAGGACUUGUUAUCAUCAAGAUUCAAGAUUUGCUAUAAUUAUACUGUUCAACUUGGAGAAGCAUUCAAAGACAGGCAUUUAUACUCGAAUUGUUGAAGUUUCGAAACCAGAAUUAGCAUUUCAGGCUGAUCUGCAACGCUAGCUUGUGGGGCUGCAUGCACUCUACAUCUUGCUACUAUUGACUUGUGCUUUAUAAAGAAAUCAUGGGAUGUAUUUGUAGACAUGCAAGCUCUACAUUUAAAGCAGUAUAAUUGUAGAUAUCUUUGAAGCUGUGAUACCAGAUAUAAUAUAACCUUCAGUUUU